Messenger RNA from Linum trigynum, 1942 nucleotides. NCBI's taxonomy places the organism in Eukaryota, Viridiplantae, Streptophyta, Magnoliopsida, Malpighiales, Linaceae. The record is from the annotation of a GenBank genome assembly.
AGCCUCACUUCUCCCUUUCCUUUCCUUCCCCUUCCCAAUCCCUAAUCCCCAUUCCCAUUCCCAUUCCCCCGCCAAAAAAACCCAAUAAAAAAUAAUACACAAACCAAAAAAAACCAAAACAAAACAAAACAAAAAAAACCCACCACCCACACAACAAUAAGCCAUUAGAGAAACCACCACAUACUUCUUUCAUGCCCUCAUGGAUGCUGGUAACGCCGCCGGCGACAACCACCAAAACCACAACCACAACCGCGGCGGCGGCGAUGAUCACCAUCUCCACCUCCACCACUUCCAACAACACCACCAACACCGCCCCACCUUCCCCUUCCAGCUCCUCGAGAAGAAAGAAGACGAGCCCUGCUCCUCCUCCUCCGCCGCCGCCUACCCUUCCCUCCUCGACCUCCCUUCCACCUCCACCUCCACCGCCCUUACUCCCACAAGCAUAGCUCCCACGGCGGACCAGCAGCAGCUACAGACGACGACGACGACCAAAAAGCCGCCGCCGAAGCGGACCUCUACCAAGGACCGACACACAAAAGUCGAUGGCCGCGGGCGGCGGAUCCGGAUGCCGGCCCUCUGCGCCGCCAGGGUCUUCCAGCUGACCCGCGAGCUCGGCCACAAGUCCGACGGCGAGACCAUCGAGUGGCUCCUCCAGCAGGCCGAACCCGCCGUCAUCGCCGCCACCGGAACCGGUACCAUCCCGGCGAACUUCACCUCCCUCAACAUCUCCCUCCGAAGCUCCGGCUCCACCCUCUCCGUCCCCUCCCAGCUCAGAUCCGCCGCCGCCGCCGCGGCCGGGCUCGGGUUCAACCCUAAUUUCUCAAUUCAGAACCGCCGCAGCCUCUUCGGCCUCGAUCCGCAGCCCACGACGUCGUUUCUCAACUUCCAGGGUGGGAAUUUCGGGAAUAAUCAAACGUCGUCGUCGUCGAAGCAGGAGGUGAGGGAGAGCUCGGAGGAGGCGGCGGCGGCGGAGGAAGGGGGGAUGAUGAGCAGGAAGCGGAGGAAUAGCGAUGAGCAGCUGGAUUUGUCGUCUUCUUCGAAUCAGCAGCAUCAGAUGGGGAAUUAUCUGCUGCAGUCGAGUUCCACGGGAGCGAUUCCGGCCAGCCAGCACCAGAUUCCCGCAGGGAACUUCUGGAUGGUGGCGAAUUCCGCCGGGAUGGGGGCGGACCCGAUUUGGACCUUCCCCUCCGUCGGCGGCGCCAACAGCGGCCUCUACAGAGCGGCGGCUGCCAGCAACAUGGCCGGAGCGGGAUUGCACUUCAUGAACUUCCCCGGCGGAGCGCCGGUGGCUUUGCAGCUGCCGCCUGGCGGCGGCGGGCAGCAAUUUGGGAACAUGGGGGAAGCGCAGCUGAACUUAAUGGCGGCAGGGCUGAGUAGUAGUACGGCCGCAGCGGCGUAUCGUCAUCACCACGCGGCGGCGGCGGCAGCGGCAGCGUCGGAUUCUCAGCAAGCGAGUGGAUCGCAGCAGGGAGGCGGCGGAGGAGGGAGCCGCGAUGAUCGGCAUGAUGCCAGCAGUCAUCAGUCGUAAUUGUGUGCGCGGUAAAAAAAAAAUUUAAUCACACGUGAGGUUUGAUUGUGCUCUCUUUGCUGAUGAGUUUUUUUUACUGUUUUUUUUACUUUUCGGGCUUUUUCUCUCCCUUUCCUGUUGAUUUUUUUUUUUACUGAAUUAUUAUUAUUAUCAUGAUGAUCAUUAUAUUCGACAUUUUUUCUGUGUGAUGAGAGGAAGGAUGGGGAGAGGAGUGUGUUCUCUUUUUUUUUUUCCAGAGAGGGGGAAUGGAUGGUUUGGGAGGGAAGAAGUGAUGAUAAGAUAUUAUUGAAAAAAUAAUCAUUCAUAUAUAUGCUAUUACUAUUAUUUGCAUUAUUAUUUGGAAAAAGGGUUAUCUUCUUUUUCUAUUUCUAACAUUCCCCUCCUUAUUUAAGAGUAUAAAUUAGGGGAUUGAUA